AUGGAUAAAUAUAAAAAUAAAGAUAAAGACAAAGAAAUAGAAGAAAUUCCAAAAUCAAAUUUAAAAUUAGAUAAUAUUAAGGAAAAUGAUUUUCAAAUAGUACCACCAACCAUUCAGAGAUCCAAUAGUUUAAGUGGACCUAGUAGUAAACAACAUCAUCCAGACGAGGAGAACGAAGAUGAUAGAAAUUCAUUUAUGAAAGAAACCCUUACCCCAAGUUCACAUAUUGGAAUCUAUCGGAGAUACUCCGUCGAUGAUUCAGCACAAAAGUUUCGUACGAGAAUGACUGACUAUAAGAUUUUAAAGAAACUAAAGGUAUUGGAAUACGUAACAGAGAAACGAAAUGAAUUUGAAAAUAUCCUAUUAAAGAAUGGAGCAUCACAAAUCAUUAGAGCAAAAGAUAAAUUUAUGUUUGUUUUAGCCAGACUCUACAAUUACAAACAAAAGAAACAACACUAUUUCCUAUUCGAUUUCUGUUACUAUGCCAAUGUACUCCUUAUUUUCUAUCUCUAUGGAACGAACAGAUCACCUAUUCUAUUCAAGAUUUGUUUUAGUUUUUGUAAUGGACCAUUAAUUUUCGCUACCAUUGCAUGGAGAAACUCAUUGGUAUUCCAUUCAUUGGAUAAAGCAACAUCAGUUUUAAUUCAUAUAUUCCCUGCGAUUGUAUGUUCUGCGCUAAGAUGGAAUAUUAUACCUGCGGAAAGUCAUUUGGACAAGAAUGCAAUCUACACUACCUGGACCGACUCGCUAUUCAUUCCACUUGGUUUCUAUUUGGCUUGGCAGACUUGUUAUCUCUAUGUUAUGAAGCUAAGAAAGAAUACCAUCAAAGAGAGAAACUAUAUUACAUCGUUGUCAUUCUUAACCAAUCACACAGGUCAACAUCUUAUCAACAAAGUUUUAAAUAUCUUACCAACCAAAAAGAUAUAUGUAUUUAUAUUAUCGCAAUUCCUAUACACAGUGCUCACCAUUCUACCUUGUAAAUUCUAUUAUAACAAUGAAUAUCUACAUUUAGGUUUCAUUUUUACAAUGUUAUUAGUUUGUUUGUGGAAUGGUGCAAAUUACUAUAUAGAAUUCUUUAGCCAACAUUAUGUAAAUCAAUUGAAAGAGAAAGAAGAACGUUGGAAAAAGAUAAUCAUGCAAUCCACAGGAAAUGGAAUGUCUACUGCUGCUCAUGAGAGUGUAGAUACAACAACUUCUAACACAACCAACAAAGUGGAUUCGACCAGUGGUCAAACUAAAAUAGAUGAAUAUAUUUCACCACAAUCUCCUAUCAUUACGAUUGUUGGUGACGGAAACAGUUAA
Molecule: messenger RNA, 1302 nt
Organism: Heterostelium album PN500
Lineage: Eukaryota; Evosea; Eumycetozoa; Acytosteliales; Acytosteliaceae
Product: glycerophosphocholine acyltransferase 1
Exons: 4
Coding region: 1-1302 (433 amino acids)
Biological process (GO): phosphatidylcholine biosynthetic process
Source: RefSeq, a predicted model, not a curated record